Molecule: messenger RNA, 2015 nt
Organism: Wyeomyia smithii (pitcher-plant mosquito)
Lineage: Eukaryota; Metazoa; Arthropoda; Insecta; Diptera; Culicidae
Product: lamin-C-like
Exons: 2
Coding region: 176-1843 (555 amino acids)
Source: RefSeq, a predicted model, not a curated record
UUCGCCAUCUUCUUCUAUUGCUCUCUUCACAAUAGCCAUACAACUUAGUGUAGUGAUAAUCGAAAGCGCGGUUUUUACCAUCUAAACGUUUAACUGGUGGCGUUGUUGAAGUUUAAUGGUACAAAAACAACUGUUUAAUCACAAUUACAACUGAAUCGUGAUCGAUCGAACAACGAUGAAGAUGUCUCAACGAACGAAAAAAUCCUCCGUCAAGCCAACCUCCACCUCCGGUGCACAGUCGGUGUCCUCGUCCGCUUCCACCGUGUCGGAAAGCUCGGAAACCGCUCUCAGCCCAUCCCGGCGCAGCCGGUUGCAGGAGAAAAAUAACCUCAUGAACCUGAACGACCGUCUGGUCUGCUAUAUAGAACGUGUUCGCUUUUUAGAACAAGAAAACUCGCGUGUAUCGUUGGAGCUGUCCACCUGCCAGGAUGCAGCCCAACGGGAGAUCGCAAACCUGAAAUCCAUGUACGAAGGGGAACUGGCCGAUGCACGAAAACUGCUGGAUGAAACAGCCCGGGACAAGGCGAAGGUGGAAAUCGAUGCCAAACGUUACUGGGAGGAGAACGAUCUGCUGCGAAUGAAACUGAACAAAAAAACCAAGGAGUUGAGCGAGGUGGAAAAAGAAGCUCGAGCCAACGAGUCACGGGUCAUUGAACUGACGGCAAACUACAACAGUGCUUGCUCAGAGCGGAAAAAGCUACAAGAUGAACUGCGCGAGUCGGAAAUUGAGGCGUCGAAACUGAGAAAGACAUUCGAGACAAUGCGUAAAGAUUUGGAACACGAAACAUUGCUUCGUGUGGAUUUGGAGAAUAAUGUGCAAAGUUUGCGGGAGGAGUUAACCUUCAAGGAACAAAUCCACUGUCAGGAGCUGAGUGAAAGUAAGAUGAGGAGGCAAAGCGAUCUGACUGAGAUGGAUGGACUGCUAAUGGAACAGUACGAAACCAAAUUGCAACAAACACUCCAAGAGCUUCGCGAACAGUACGAUUCCCAGCUGCGUAUGAAUCGGGAAGAAAUUUCCGAACUAUACGAUGCUCGGGUGCACAGCCUGGAAACCCGUCUAAGCGCUGAAAGGGCGGAGCACGAAGAUGAACGCUUAAAACUCGAGAAGGAAAUUAACCGGUUGCGCGAUGAAAUGUCCAUCCAACUGAAAGAGUAUCAGGAUCUCAUGGAUAUUAAAAUCUCGUUGGAUAUGGAAAUAGCGGCUUACGAUAAGCUGCUCUCGUCAGAGGAAACUCGUUUAAAUAUUACACCGAAUGUAACCAGCACAACUGCCACUGGUGUCGCUCUCAGCACGUCUUCGCGACUGUUCCGUACACCUUCACAGAAGCGCCGAAGAAACGCUCUCGAUGAUUCGCUGGAUUAUUCUGUCAAUUCUUCCGCUAAGGGUGAUCUUCAGCUGAUCGAAUGUGACCCAGAAGGAGUGUUUGUUAAAAUCAACAACAAAUCAAAACAGCCUUAUGAACUGCACGGAUGGCAGAUUAUUCGCAGGACAGAAAAUGAGGAAGUGGUAUACAAGUUUCCGAAAUCGGCGAAAAUCGAGGGCAACGCAACCGUUACCAUCAUGUCGGCUUCUAGCGGCCAGAAAGCCAGUCCACCCGGCACUCUGGUGAUGAAGGGUCAAUCGUGGGCUAUCGGGGACAGCAUGACCACCGUGCUGUUGAACGCCGAGGGCGCUGAAAUGGCCCAUGCCGAGCGGAUCAAAAUGAAACCGUUCAACUAUUCUGGCCCUCGGGAUAAGUACUUUCUCGAGGAAGGCGGAGCCCGACUGGGUGUGAGUCAUUCGCUUGCCAUCGAUAAACAGCCGAAAAGGGAUAAGAAUGAAGAGCAGUGUGUGGUGAUGUGAGGUUACCCGAUUGAGGGGUUUAUGAUAAGAUUAAUAUUUUGCGAGCAAUUUAAGUUAAAUUGAAAACAGAAAAAUGUAUAUAGUUUGAAGGUUGUGGUGCGAAAAAUUGUUUGUAUUUUUCUAAAGUGUGUAAUAAAGUUUAUCUCUUUUAUGGUAUGUCUAUAGAAAAUUA